CGCUGCUGCUGCUCGUGGCGCUGCGGGCAGGACUGGCAGCUCCCUGUGUCUCUGGUGGUUUGCCUAAACCUACCAAUCUCACCUUCUUAUCUAUAAACAUGAAGAAUGUCCUACAAUGGAAUCCACCGGAAAGUCUACAAGGAGUUGACGUCACUUACACCGUGCAAUAUUUUAUAUAUGGGCAAAAGAAAUGGCUGAAUACAUAUGAAUGCAGAAAUAUUAGUAGGACCUACUGUGAUCUUUCUGCUGAAACUUCAGACUACGAACACCAAUAUUAUGGCAAAGUUAAGGCCAUAUGGGAGACAAAUUGUUCGAAAUGGGCUGAAACUGGACGAUUCUAUCCUUUUUUAGAAACACAAGUAGGCCCACCAGAGGUUGCCCUGACUACUGGUGAGAAGUCCAUUUCUAUUGUCCUGAAGCCUCCAGAGAAAUGGAAAAGAAAUCCAGAGGAUAGUUCUGUUUCAAUGCAACAAAUAUUCUCCAAUAUGAAGUAUAAUGUGUCUGUAUAUAAUACAAAGUCACAUAAAAUGUGGUCCCAGUGUGUGACCAACCACACGCUGGUGCUCACCUGGCUGGAGCCAGACACACUGUAUUGUGUACGCGCGGCCUCCUUCAUCCCGGGCCCCCCUCGCCUUGCUCAGCCUUCCGAAAAGCAGUGCAUCAGUACUCCGAAAGAUCAAACAUCAGCGUUAAAGAUUAAAAUCAUCUUCUGGUAUGUUCUGCCCAUAUCCGUUACCGUGUUUCUUGUUUCUGUGAUGGCCUAUUCCAUCUACCGAUAUGUCCACGUCAGCAAAGAGAAACACCCAGCAAACCUGAUUUUGAUUUAUGGAAAUGACUUUGACAAAAGGUUCUUUGUACCUGCUGAAAAGGUCGUGAUUAACUUUAUCACCCUCAGUAUUUUGGAUGAUUCUAAAGUUGCGCACAAGGAUAUGAGUACACUGGAAAAAAGCAGCCAUGGUGACGGUGACGUCUCCAACCCUGGCGCUGGGGAGCCAGGCAGGACCCUGGGGACCCUUCAAGAGGAAGCGGAGGUGCAGCAUUUGGGGUAUGCAUCCCAUCUGCUGGAGAUUUCCUCUGACUCAGUGGAAGACACCCGGUGUGCUUCUGGAGCCCAGCAGGAGCCUCUACUCAGAACGAUACCCAUACCCACAGGUAACAUGACCAUUGAAUAUGAGCAUGAUGUAAGGACUACUGACUUGUGGGCGAGGCCUGAAGAUCAAGAGCUCACUUUGCAGAAGGAGUCCGUACAGGGAAAAGUACUUGAGCGACAGGCAGCCUUAGCAAACUUGAGCCCUCAAGCUUUCCUGUCCUCAUACAGCCCUCAGCUCAGAGACUUAGACCACGGAACUCAGGAGGGCGCAGACUCAGAAGAGGAGCCAGAGCAGGAGCCAUCCAUGACCUUGGUUGAUUGGGACCCUCGGACUGGCAGGCUGUACAUCCCUUCUUUAUCGAACCUUGAGCAGGACUCAGCGGGCUGGGGGCAUUCUGAGUAUGGUGGGUUCACGGAGCAGGGCCUUUUGUCUACACUCUAUGAGGAGCAGGCUCCGGACAAGCCCCUAGAGGAGAAUGAAACCUACCUCACGCAGUUCAUGGAGGAGUGGGGGCUGUAUGUACAAAUGGAAAACUAAAGCCAGAGCUUGCCUUUCCCACACCCCCGCCAUGACAAGGCAUCGUGAGUGUAGACAAAUCAGUGAUCCAACAAUAAAGCAC
This is a messenger RNA of Tupaia belangeri chinensis (Chinese tree shrew), 1710 nucleotides long. It is a transcript of the gene IL20RA, whose product is annotated as interleukin 20 receptor subunit alpha. Gene Ontology annotation, cellular component: plasma membrane. The record is from RefSeq and is a predicted model, not a curated record. The coding region runs from base 99 to 1628 and encodes 509 amino acids. The transcript is spliced from 7 exons. Gene Ontology annotation, biological process: cytokine-mediated signaling pathway. Lineage: Eukaryota; Metazoa; Chordata; Mammalia; Scandentia; Tupaiidae. Gene Ontology annotation, molecular function: interleukin-20 binding; cytokine receptor activity.